Molecule: messenger RNA, 2085 nt
Organism: Drosophila gunungcola (fruit fly)
Lineage: Eukaryota; Metazoa; Arthropoda; Insecta; Diptera; Drosophilidae
Product: zinc metalloproteinase nas-14
Exons: 4
Coding region: 1108-2085 (325 amino acids)
Biological process (GO): proteolysis
Molecular function (GO): zinc ion binding; metalloendopeptidase activity
Source: RefSeq, a predicted model, not a curated record
UUUUCCGCUGUCGAGAGCUGGAAGUCGUUGCCAUUUGCCGCCAGUUGCCGCCUGCCGUUGACCGAAAAAAGUGUGUCAAGUUUUCGACAAAGAUCAAGUACAUCGCAGAUAGUACGUCAAAUGUGUUUUGCUGUCGUUGCCCCUGAUUUUGGGGCCCGGUGCCGGGAGUUGCUGCAUCCGCUGCUGUUGGCUGGCUGGCUGGCUGGCUGGAUGGCUAGGCAUUUCCAGUUGCCAUGACCAAAAUGUUCUCAAAAUCCAUUGCAAUGUGGCUUAGAUUUCGGUGCAAUUUCGUAGUGAAAGUGCAGCGGCAGCGGCAGAAACUCGUUAGAAAGAAAUGUGUUGGUAAUUGGUGAGCCAAGAAAGCUGCCGUGGAUCUAGAUUGUGGCUCACAGAUUGGCCAAAAUGGAUGCUGGUGGCCUGUGGGCUGUGCUCUGUGGGCUGGCGAAUAAAUCGCAUUCUGAUCUUGUGGGUGCCCCUGCGACCCACUUGCCACUAAUCCACUACUCCAGAGUGACCCACUCAUCCGGGUUUGGGUUUGGGUCUGGGUCAGAGAAAGGGAGAAGAUGCCUGGUAGAUGGCGUUCACUUUUCCCACCGACAGAUGCCAACUGUCAUUGGCCAUCAUCCAUCGACAGUCGACAUGGGGGUCAAAGAACCGACGGCUUUCCAUUGCGGACGUGAGCGAUGACGAUGGCGAUGGCGAUGACGAUGACGAUGAGAUCGCGUUAAGCGUUAAGCGUUAAGAUAGGAUAAAAGACAGGAAGGGAAAUGACUUUGAGUGCUAUUUUCAUAUGCGCACAUCGUCGCUGCCGCUGAUAACCCAAUAUCCCAGUUUAAUUUGAAAUCAAAAGCCGUAAAUGCCGAGGCGGGGGAAUUUGAAUGCGCGUCGAAAGAGAGAGCCAAUAAGUCCGUUAUGUUAUGCAUAAAUCCGUCGGCGUGGGCGUCAGUCGCGCUCAGUCCGCUGUACAUAGUACUCAGUACUCAGUACUCGGUACACAGUGCCCAGUACUCACUCGUACUUUCAAUUGAAAUUGCCACGCCCUAUAUUUAGGCAGUCCCAUAUAAAAGCGUUGACGCGGCCCAGCCGGCGUUUCUUUUGCCCCAAACAAUGGCGAGGAGUGCGCUCAUCGUUCCCGCUCUCAUUUGGCUGGCGGCCUUGGCCCUGGGCGCCACUUUGCAGGAGACAUUUACGGAAUCGGGGUCACCAGCCAAGAGGAGGGGCCAACUGCGCAGUCAAGCGGUGCCGCCCACUCCGAGGUGGGGCGCCAACAUGCAGAUGCUGCGCCGGCACAACAGUCCCGCCUUCGACUUCUGGACAGAGGAGAGCGAGACGAACAUCUGGGAGCACUGCGGCCUCUUCGAGGGCGACAUCAUGCUGCACCGCGAGCUCCUGAGGAACGGGCUGCUCAACGAGCGACUCACCUGGCCCGAGGCCGCCGUGCCCUUCUACAUAGAUCCGCAGGACUUCACCGCCAACCAGACCAUGGUGAUACUGAAGGCCUUCAAGGAGUACCACGACCGCACCUGCAUCCGCUUCCGGCCGUACGAGCAGGGCGACAAGCACUGGCUGCUCAUCAAGGGCAACUACUCGGGCUGCUGGUCGAGCGUGGGCAGGCGCUCCGGCGGACAGGUGCUCAACCUGAACACGCCCAAGUGCGUCACGCACGGCGUGGUGGUGCACGAGCUGCUCCACGCGCUGGGGUUCUACCACCAGCAGAGCGCCACGGAGCGCGAUGAGUACGUCAAGAUCAAUUGGGAGAACAUCCUCGACGGGCACGGGCACAACUUCAACAAGUACGCCCGCACGCACAUCACCAACUUCGGCGUGGAGUACGACUACCAGAGCGUCAUGCACUACAGCUCCCGGGCGUUCAGCAAGAAUGGCAAGGCCACCAUCGAGCCACUGGAUCCGUACGCCUCGCUGGGCCAGAGACGCGGCCUCUCGGACAAGGAUGUGUCCAAGUUGAACGAGAUGUACGAACAGGACUGCAGCGAGGACUACCUGCUCAACUUCGACCGCUUCGGUAGCUACUUGGACGAGCUGCUCGACUACUUCCAGGGCAACAUUCAGGAUCUGCUCGGGUAG